This is a messenger RNA of Tachyglossus aculeatus (Australian echidna), 546 nucleotides long. RefSeq names its product cytochrome b-c1 complex subunit 7. The coding region runs from base 35 to 370 and encodes 111 amino acids. The transcript is spliced from 4 exons. The record is from RefSeq and is a predicted model, not a curated record. Lineage: Eukaryota; Metazoa; Chordata; Mammalia; Monotremata; Tachyglossidae. Gene Ontology annotation, biological process: mitochondrial electron transport, ubiquinol to cytochrome c.
UACCCAGCAGCCCAAGCGCCCGGCCGUGAGGAAGAUGGCGGCCAGAGCCCCGGUUUCAGCGUCUAGCCGAUGGCUGGAUGGCAUUCGCAAAUGGUACUACAAUGCUGCAGGAUUCAACAAACUCGGAUUAAUGCGAGAUGACACGAUAAAUGAGACUGCGGAUGUUAAAGAGGCCAUAAGGCGACUUCCAGAGAAUCUUUAUAAUGAUCGGAUAUUUCGAAUCAAGAGAGCCCUUGAUCUCUCCCUGAAGCAUCAGAUCCUGCCUAAAGAGCAGUGGACAAAAUACGAGGAGGAUAAAUUCUACCUUGAACCAUAUCUGAAAGAGGUUAUUCGUGAAAGAAAGGAGAGGGAAGAGUGGAACAAGAAAUAAUUCUGUUAUAAGGAACCCGUGGAAGCUGGGGAUCUGUACGACCUGCUGACCUGUAUUUUUGUGAAAGUGUGGUGAUGCUAGGCAUCUUUGAAGGAAAACCUGACUAACAGACCAUUUGUAACAAGUUGCUACAGAUGUGUGUGCUAUCCAAAUAAACGUCUAUUAUAAAAUCUUAA